Danaus plexippus (monarch butterfly) is the source of this 736-nucleotide messenger RNA. RefSeq names its product cuticle protein-like. The transcript has 2 exons. The record is from RefSeq and is a predicted model, not a curated record. Gene Ontology annotation, cellular component: extracellular matrix. Lineage: Eukaryota; Metazoa; Arthropoda; Insecta; Lepidoptera; Nymphalidae. Bases 123 to 653 code for a protein of 176 amino acids.
CGUCACGUUACAAUCCACAGCUCGGGGGCAAAAAUUUGUCACCUUGUUCAUGAUUUUUCGUAUAAAUACCCAACGCGACAACAGUUAGCUACAGUCUCAUACCGACAUUCAGUAAAAUCACAAUGAUUUCUAAGUUCGUCAUCAUCUUCGCUCUGGCCGCAGCCGCCUCAGCCCUCCCCGUGGUGCCGGUCGCCAAAUACGCGUACGCUGAAGCAGAAGCACCAGCACAUUACGAGUUCCAGUACUCCGUCCAUGACAAUGAGAGCGGAGACGUGAAGCAGCAGCAGGAGUCCCGUGAGGGAGACGUCGUCCACGGAUCAUACUCGCUGGUGCAACCUGACGGAGUCCACCGCAUUGUAGAGUACAGCUCUGACGCACACAACGGUUUCAACGCCAACGUACGUUACGAAGGACAACCCAUCCAGGCCCCAGUCCCCGCUAAGGUCGCCUAUGCUGCUCCCGUCGCCAAGCUCGUCCACGCCGCCCCUGUCGCCAGAGUAGCGUACUCCGCCCCUAUCUCCUACGCCGCCCCCGUCGCUAAAGUAGCAUACGCUGCUCCCGUAGCUAAGGUAGCUUACUCAGCUCCCAUCUCCUACGCUGCUCCACUCGCCCACGUCUCAUACUCUUCUCCCGCCAUCUCCUACCACCACUAAAUUGUGAUAACUAUAGUUGUUGUAAGGAAGCGUUCUAUUUAUUGAAACAAAAUAAUACUCACAAAUAAAUUAUUUGACUUAAA